This is a messenger RNA of Symbiodinium pilosum, 283 nucleotides long. Lineage: Eukaryota; Dinophyceae; Suessiales; Symbiodiniaceae. The record is from the annotation of a GenBank genome assembly.
AUGCCUUCGGCGCCAGCAAUCUUGGGGAUCGAGGAUGAGGCGAUCGAAGAGGAUCCUCAGAACCAACACGUUCGGCUUCAAUUGGACCUUCCGCAAGAUGCCGAGAUCCUAUCUGUGCAGAUUCGGAUUAUUCACUUCACGUAUGAUGACGCCAGGCACAAGUGGAAGCAGCACCACCGCAUCUUCGAAACGCACACGCCUGAAGCUUCUGUCACGGUGACACGGCUCACAGCCGGAAGGUACUACUCCUUUCAAGCUGCAGUCGUGAAUGAAGUUGAUGAAG